Messenger RNA from Triticum turgidum subsp. durum (durum wheat), 426 nucleotides. NCBI's taxonomy places the organism in Eukaryota, Viridiplantae, Streptophyta, Magnoliopsida, Poales, Poaceae. The record is from the annotation of a GenBank genome assembly.
AUGGCUUUACGCCUCGGCCCUCUGCCUGGCGCUCGGCCAAGAAGCAGCGCCCUCCGGCGCAACUUCCCGCGACUCGUCCCCACACCGGCUCAAGGCGACACAGCCUGCGCGACGUGGAGACUGGAGCGGACCUCCGUCGCGGCGCCCGAGCACUCUUGGUCGGCAUCAAGGAAGCGACGAGACACACGGCGCCCUCCGGCGUGGCCGCUUGCAGACACGGCUACUCCCGUGGCAUCAGGCCCUCAGCCACGGCCGCAACGUCUACGGCGGCAGUGCUCCAUAGCGCGGCAAUGCCUGUUACCAACCAUGGCCGUCAGCCUGGUCCUGCCCGAUGCGAAGGCGGCCUCCCGCAACAGCCAGAGGCGCGCGGCGACUCCCGGCGUCGACGGUCCUCGGCCCUGGGCCUCCAGGCGCGGUGCCUUCUAA